This is a messenger RNA of Annulohypoxylon truncatum, 1641 nucleotides long. RefSeq lists its product as uncharacterized. The coding region runs from base 1 to 1641 and encodes 546 amino acids. Gene Ontology annotation, molecular function: zinc ion binding; nucleic acid binding. NCBI's taxonomy places the organism in Eukaryota, Fungi, Ascomycota, Sordariomycetes, Xylariales, Hypoxylaceae. The transcript is spliced from 2 exons. The record is from RefSeq and is a predicted model, not a curated record.
AUGGAUAUUAGUCCAAUCUUGGAGGCCUUGGGGGUGAAUGGCCUAGCUGACAUCACCCUGAAGGAGCUUCAGGUCAAGAUCAACAACAUUCAGCGUGGCAUACUCAUACUGCCUAGACAGCAAGUCCUCCAAGUUUUCAUGGGAUGGCUCCAUGAACGUAUCAUAAGGGAUAUUCAGCAGAAGUCUUUGUUGUCUGAAUUCAUAGAUCUUCUGCUGGUACCCGGGAAGUUACACCAAAUGUCAUUCAUUGAAAGUGAGGUAGACGCGGCUUUCAAAGGAUGGCAGGCCAAGGACGCUGCAGAGAACCCUGCAAACAUACGCAGAUACCAGAUGGUCCACCUAGAUUUUCUCGAAUUAUUUGAACAGGCUAAGCGUAAUUCAAGUUCAGAACCCGACUGGUCUUUUGGGCCUUCAGGUUUUGACCGGGAACGAGAUUCUUCAGCUAGCCCAGAUGACCAAAUCACUCGCCUUGUUGGCGGAGGAAAACGAAAAUCUGGGUCUAACACAGUUCCGCUAGGAGAUAGGAAGCGCUUCCGCAGCACCAUCCCCCAGAAGACCACGAAGGCAGAAGAAGAGAUAAAAGAAGAGAACGAGAAGGGGGGGUCCACCCCAGUAAAAUUGGAGAAUUGUCCCCAGAAGCUUCCUAGCCACACGAAGUCUUCUUUAUUAGAUUCCUCGCCGCCGCCAUUGUAUGUGUGCAAUCGUUGCCACAAGCCAGGACACUGGAUUCAACUUUGCCCUACCAAUCUAGAUCCAAAAUGGGAUCGACCACCGCCUUCAAACUACACGUGCGAGAUCUGUCAGAAGAAGGGUCAUCAUUAUGCAACCUUGUGCCCCCAGAACAAGAAAGGGCAAUCCUUGACGAAACAGCGCCAGAAUCAAGAAGAUCGUCCUCGACGUCGGCUUAAAACACCCAAGCGAGAAGCUAAAACGCGUGGCCGAGAUAAUUACCGUCUCACUCCACCUUUUGGGCACCGCUCACGAAGCCCCAGAGAUAACUACCCUCAUCAGGCGUCUGACGUAUAUGGAAGUGAUGAUCACUUGCGAUUUGGGGGAAGUGAUCGUGAUAGUAAUGGAAGGUUCCGCGAUCGUAGCUCCUCGCCUUACACAACCCGUCGACGGGUGGCUUUUGUAGAGAAUUACGAUCACGAACAAGGCUCGGGCAACCGCCGUCACGAACCCACUCAAACCUCAUCCCCUGCGCUCCCUUACCGUGGAUCUAAAGCGGCGCACCUACAACGAAACCCACGUGCAUCUCUGGAGUUGGGCAAGACACAGAAAGGGGAAAUAGGACGACUUUCGUACAAUGACGUAUUCGUGGGUCCUUCGCUAUCGCCAAAGGAAUACGCUUUCUCUCACAAACCGAAGCGUAUCGACACACGCGAGAGUGAGAACGAAGUGAUGACAUAUGGAUCGAUGGGCGCCGAGGACACCCCCGAUGAGACAGAGAGAGCUAAGGCGGAAGCCGAUAAGUUCCUCGAGGAACUAGACACUGACCCGCAUGGCCAGAAAUCGAGAUCAGGGCUAGAUAUUAUGUCCUUCUUGAAGAGCCACGACAAUCCUAUCAUCCACAGAAAAGCGAGCCGAAAGACCGCUGUGGAGAUGUUCGACGAGGUGUAUAAACCCCAAACGGAACAGUAG